GAGAGAGAAGGAGAUGGUAUAGUUGGUACUGGAUAACAUCCUAUCCCGAUAUUUGACAUGUCCGUCCAUCGGGAUAUUUCGGCGAAGAUGGCGGGCAAGAAAAUGAAAGAAACAGACGGCAGGUUGACAUGACGUAUUCUAGAAUGAGGCUUGAUAGUGUUCUAGGCAGUUUCGCCACCUAUGCCCGGUUAAAGGGACGCUACGACGAUGACUGGAUAGACCGGCUGCACCAUUUGUACACCACCAUCGUACUGAUCAUCUUCACCAUUGUGGUCAGCACCAAACAGUAUGUCGGCGAACCGAUCCACUGCUGGUGCCCGGGGGAAUUCACCAAGAGCCACGUGGACUACACCAACAACGUCUGCUGGAUCUCUAACACUUACUACAUUCCGCUUUACGAAGAGAUCCCUACGAUGGACGAACCAAAGAAGCAGAAGGAAAUCGGCUACUACCAGUGGGUACCCAUGAUACUACUCUUCCAAGCGUUGCUCUUCAAGCUUCCCUGCAUCAUGUGGCGUAUUCUUAGCACCACGUCCGGAGUCAACUUGGACCGGAUCGUGACACUGGCCGCCGAGACGCAGUUCAUCGCGCCUGAGGACCGGGAACGCACCAUCAAGCACAUCGCGCGCUACAUGGAUCGCUGGCUGGAGAAUGCGCGGGAAUACCGUUCUGGAUGUUGUAUUCGCCUCCGACAGCAGCUCGCGAACUAUUGCUGUUUGCUGUGCGGGAAGCGAUACGGGAACUACCUGGUGGCCAUUUACAUGAUUAUUAAAUGCCUGUACCUGGCAAACGCGAUAGGUCAGUUGUUCAUCCUGAACGCAUUCCUGGGGACGAACUAUAACAUCUACGGCUUUGACAUCAUGAGUCAGUUGAUUCAAGGCAAUAACUGGAGUGAGUCGCCUCGAUUCCCCCGCGUCACACUCUGCGACUUCGAGAUCCGCCGGCUGGGAAACCUUAAUCGUUACACCGUGCAGUGCGUUUUGCCAAUAAAUUUGUUUAAUGAGAAAAUUUUUAUUUUCAUAUGGUUUUGGCUAGUAUUCGUCGCAGCACUUAGUGUUUUGAACUUUCUUAUCUGGAUCUACACAAUUGUUGUCAGGCCUCAGCGGAUACGGUAUCUGAAGAAAUUCCUGAAAGUCAACGAGUGUUAUAAGUCGGAACUGGACAAAAAGCUCGCGGUAAAGUUCGCGGAACAAUAUCUCCGACAAGAUGGCAUCUUCGUUCUUCGGCUUGUCGGGAAGAACGCGAACGACGUGUUGGUGUCCGAGUUAAUCUUACAGCUUUGGAAUCAAUAUCGAAACAAACCUCUGUUUCGUCACACCGGAAAUCAAAUAAAUGAUGACAAUAGUAACGUGUGACAAAUUGUGCAAAAGGGUCGCUUUGUAGACAAAAUCACUUUGGCCAGAUGCAUAAGGGAUUACUUUAAUUGUGACGGCGAUGGAGAUGUGAACCCCAAAGCGGAGAUCAUGUGAAGACCGGAAAAUAUUGUUCCUCUAGCAUGUGUGAUGUUGUCAGAGCGGAAAAUGGCGAGAACGCAGAUUUUAUUUCCACAGAUGGCCACAGGUAGGCGUGUUCACUAGCAGUAUGCGCGGGUAAGCUCUUCGGAUGAGACGAUCUCGCCAUCGUGAAGUAAAACAAUUGUCUUGAGAGAUGGCGUUACCAGAAUGUGCAGAGAGACAUUUUUCUGUUUUCAGCGUCAAACCACGAUCACCGUCCACGGGACAAUACGCGUUAAGCACUGGGGGCGCUAUCUCUCUUGGCUGAUUGAAACAGCAUUAGAACAUUUGCUAAUUUCAGAUAAAGAAAGCGUUAGAGUUUGUAAAAGGAAAAGAAAUCACAAUAAUCGACACUUUCGCCUUUCAUUAGCGAUUUAUGAAACAAAAACUCUAAAAGUUGUCGGUAAACAUUGUAAUCGUGUUCGGGUAUACCCACAUUUGCCAAAAACAGUUUUUUUUUUUACCUUUUUGCACUGCAACACUGUUGACGACAACAACAACAACAACAAUGCCACCAUUUUUGGGCACGCAUGAUAUAUCUCAGAUUCAGUUUAUGUUUAGCAGUGCCUUAGAAUUUUUUUUAUAAACAUUCACGAAAAGCAUGAAUCGGUGUACAGUAUACUGCCAAAAUCAGCAAACCAGAGAGUAGAUAAAAUCAGUGCUGGGUAUGACGUCAUCAUCGGAUGUGAUCAACAAAGCAUUAGAGUGACGUUUCCCAGACGACCCGCAUUAUUACGUCACUGUAUGGGAACCGGAAACAAAAUUAAAAGCCGUAACCAAAGAAAUUCCCGUCAGGCAUCGUUUGCAUCUUCGCUAUCAGAGAAACUGCAUCAGAGAAAGCUUUACUCGGCAAUUACGCCAAGGUGUGGGCAUGGACACUGUUCACACGGCCAGAUUCUGAGGAGAAGAGGUGCAAGGCCAAAAGAUGAAGACGGAGUGGCGCUAAGGCACAUAAAAAUACAGAUAUGACUCAUAUGCAAAUGGCAAAUAUAUAUUAUUGUGCUGUAUAAUGUACAAAAAAUAUGAGAAAAUAUGUAUCUCUGUAAAGAGAAAACAAAAAAAAAAAACGAAUGCAUCACGGCAUAUUUAGUUAGAAGCCCAGGUGCCUAGUUCACAGUGAAUAUAUUCCGCCAGGAUGAACUUGUUCCCACUAGGGAAGGUAGACUUCGGAUGGUAAGACGCUAUGGAUGGCGUAGUCACAAGCAUUGUUUAUACGAUUGUUAUGUAUACAUUUUAUGUAUCUGUA
Liolophura sinensis is the source of this 2739-nucleotide messenger RNA. Its product is annotated as innexin unc-9-like. The record is from RefSeq and is a predicted model, not a curated record. Bases 129 to 1355 code for a protein of 408 amino acids. The transcript has 2 exons. Lineage: Eukaryota; Metazoa; Mollusca; Polyplacophora; Chitonida; Chitonidae.